AUGCCUCCUUCGCUCAUUAACAACGACCCUGUGCCGAGCGCACCAAGAUCACCAAUGCCUCCUCGCGGGAGGACCUCUUCGCUGCUUCCCGUGCCUACCAGAAGUAGCACAUCCUUGAGCUCAUCCCUUAGGGGAUCCUCAGCUGCUCAAAGUCCCAGUGCGGCUAAGACCAGAAGCCCCGCCAGUGCUCACAAACCGCACUCGCCUUCCGUCCAAUACCCGGCGGGCAGCAUCAGGACCCCAACCAGACUUCCCAGCCGCCAGCCUUCCUUCUCUGCCAACCAAAGUCCACUUAAAGCUACCUCGGCAUCUCCCAUCUCACUUCCCACCUCAUCGCCUAGUUCAUUCUCCAGAGUAACUGCAUCGCCAUCAUCCGUUAGCAAAUUGGCCACCGGGGCUUCGGCAGGGCUGAAGAAACCAGCUGAUAAGGCGAACGAUGAACAAAGCGACCAUUUCAGAAAUCUCUCCAAGAGCUUCAACCAUACCCUCCGCAGAAUACCCCGGAUCUCAACUGUUAGCAUCACCGUUGACAGAGCCUAUCCGCUUCCCACGUCACUCACCACGCCAAUCAAGCCUGGGUCGCGACACCCAACAACGUCAAGUGCCCUGCCACUCUCACUGGCAUUUCGCCAGCCUCCCCCUCUUCAGCCAAGUCCAAUAGCCUUGCAGCAGACCCGUAAGACCAAAAGCUACCAAGAAUUGAAAAAAGUCUCAUCGGCAGCUGUUCUAAGCGCCAGCAAACGACAAAGCCCCCAUCCAAGCAAAAUCAACGCUUCCCCCGAAAGCCUUCAAUCCAAAAGCACCCUGACGGAUGAUGGCGCAAGCGUUCGGACUAAGCUUGAAUACUCUCAUAAUCCAUCCAUUUCCUCUAUUGCCGGCCCGAUGUCGGAAGCGUCUUCACCUGAUCUGAGCUCGGAUCGUGAUAGCCGUCCUGCCGAUCUUUUCAUCCCCCCACAAGCAGUGCCGUCCACUGUGGCUAGCUCAGAGCAUCCAGAGCCGCAAGAGUUCCAAUCGAGAGCCUAUACCUUAGAGAGGCUACAGUCGCUGGUCGGAUUGGAUGAGUUUCAGAGCCUGGUCGACUCCGACGCGCUGUACCGGCUGAUCAGCCAGCCUGCACUCUACGAAACCCAGCUGGAGAUCCAGGAGCGUGCCUUCCAGGUGUAUGUACCCCGGAACACGACGGUUGCCACCGACGGCCAAAAGUCACACGGCUUUGCGCACACCCAGCUCGGCUUCGACAUCCCGACCACAGGAUUCACAGCGACUGUUCCUCAUGCCACCCUCGACGCCGCCCCGCACCACACCCCGGCAUCCACCGAACCUUUGCCUUUUGAAACCGCCCCCUUUGCACCCACCGAAGUCUCAUCGGCGGGGCCUAGUGCGGGCCCGAGGAAAUCCAGCCAUGUCGGCAACAUCCUUCUGGAGAAGUUGGGGUGGAAAUCGAAAUCCUCUCAUGCUCAAAGCAGCAAGCACGGUACAUCCAAAAGCAUAAGCAAGGCCUUGAGGCCAUCGUCGUUUAUCCUGGUUCCCGGCUCCCAAAAGGCGAAACUGUCGGGUCAAUAUGCUGCGUCUGGAAAGACAUCCAUGUCUGAAGCACACAGAUUCUCCCAAAUCCUGGGCGCCAGAUUGGAGACAAUGAACUGCUCGACUUGUGUGGUCUUGAUGGGCGAACGAUUUCAGGUUUUGCCUAUCCUUCCCUUCACCGUGAUUGAAGAAAUUUAUCGCAGAGGAAUGCGAAUCCCAGGUAUCUUGCGCAUCUCAGGCGACCUUGACCGAAUCGAUGAAUUAGUGAAGAAGUUUGAAUUUUGUCCCAAGAAUGGGGUGGACGUUUCCACGGAAGACAUCCACACGCUCUGCGGGCUCCUCAAACACUACCUGCGCACGCUAUCGGAGCCUCUUUUCCACCCGAUUUUGAGCCACAUGUUUUGGAAGCUGUGUGUUGAGCCGAGCCAGACCAGACAGGCCGACCCGACGGAGGACGAGCAUUCGCAGCAGCUGCAUGUUGCCCGCUACCUCCUCCAGCUCCUUCCCAGUCGGGCGCUGAGUCUGUUGACCUAUGUCAUCCGAUUCCUGGCACAGAUCCCCACCUUCGCCGAGAACCGGGUCCAACACGACUCGCUUGCGGUCAUGCUUGGUCCCGCCAUCUUCGUCCCGCGCGACAUCGGCUUGCCCGGCCUCGGCCUGCAUCCCCGGGGACACAACAAGCAAGCUUCCUCGACGAUUGCCCCAUCGGUCCCUUGGCCCUCUCCAUCGUACACAGCCAGUUUCAUCGAAGAGGUCGACAAAAGCGCCCUGAGCCAACGGGCGGCUGACAGCACCUUGUGGUUGAUGAAUCACUCGAAGUCCAUCUUCGGCGUCGCGACCGAUGCUGAUCGCAGGAGAACUGGAGUGCCGUCCGACUUCAAUCUUGAAACAACGCCUCGAGAGUCCGUCUCAUCAUCGCUACAGGACCAUCAAGAAGCCACGUCCCCCCCACCCCUCUCCAGCCAGCUAACCGGCACCACCCAUUCAGAGCAACUGGUCCAAUCACCUCCACAAUCUCCAGGGACCUCAAUCCUAACUUAUUCUUCCGGCUUGACGGUCUCGCAGCCAUCAACGAUCCAUGAAGAGUCGCCCCAGGUCUCGCCCUCGAGCUCGCUUCAUUCCCAGAAGCUUCUGCUGAGUGAAAUGAACCAGCUCUCCGAGUUUGGAUACGGAAGCAUCGAAGCCAAAGACUUCGAAAUUGAUCCUGCCGAGAUCUCCGACAGGACUCCCCGACCCGGGAUGAAAUUAGAUUUCCCGGCUCGGCUAGGCGAUCAAUCUGAGGCGCAAUGCAUCGACACGGUAGAACAAUACAGAGGGAAAGUAGCCAACCGACUCAGCCAUUCAAUGGGUGCUGUUAUUGGCGCCUUCUCCAAACAAACCACCGAAGAAGUCGAGAAGAGAGACCGAAGAAAUUCGGAAAAAGUGAUUGGCUUGCUGACGCAUUACAUUGAAGGAAGAGAGGAAAAGAUUGUCAAGCAAGAGUCCUUGAUCGAAAGUCUAGUUGAGGAGAUCGGCAGACUGCACACGGUCGAGGAACGAGACGCGCUGAUGCGGGAAAAGCUGCUUAAGCAGACCCACAUCGGGCUUCCUGUCGGCGACGAAGUCAAAUCGCGCGGUUUACUCGACCAAGAGGACUUCGAACUAGACUCGACCUUGACUGCCCAAACAUCGCACACCGUCCCAGAUAAACAAAACGAGUACAUCGACUACCACGAACAAAUGUUUAACUUCUUGGCUCUCAGUCCGAAUGAGAGCACUGUCGAACUACCCGAAGUCUCUUCCUCGGGACCAGAGAAGGCAGUGCCAGAAGCGCAACCAGAACCCACUCCAACAGGCUUGGAUUUCCCGACCUCAGACCGUUUGCCGCAUGCACAUCGUCUGAGCAAGAGUCGUCUCUUCGACGUGACUGAAGAGCGUGGCGAAGAAGAGGCGGUGGAGGAGCUGCGUCUGGGCACCUCGCCCUCGAGCAAAUACUCGGCCGACUCGCCGAAGCGGAUCCGCCGCACCAGCAAGCUGGUCGGGCCCCCGCACUCGUGGCGCAAGCUCGCCGAGCCAACCGAGGUCCUCGCCGGCAAGCCCCACGACGACCUCAUCAACUUCGACGACUACGACUCCGACCACUCCAAUACCGCCUCCCUCCACUCCGAAAUCUCCAGACUCAAGUCGAUCAACUCCAACCUCAUUCGUAAACUAAAAUCCAUCGAAUCUAUCCUUGCUGACGUGUCCUUCACUUAG
This is a messenger RNA of Puccinia triticina, 3759 nucleotides long. RefSeq lists its product as uncharacterized. NCBI's taxonomy places the organism in Eukaryota, Fungi, Basidiomycota, Pucciniomycetes, Pucciniales, Pucciniaceae. Gene Ontology annotation, cellular component: cytoplasm. Bases 1 to 3759 code for a protein of 1252 amino acids. The record is from RefSeq and is a predicted model, not a curated record. Gene Ontology annotation, molecular function: GTPase activator activity. The transcript has 3 exons. Gene Ontology annotation, biological process: small GTPase-mediated signal transduction.